AUGGAGGCCGUGGCCUUGUACAACUUCCAGGCUGACGAAAGGGACGAACUCGCCUUCAAGAAGGGAGACACGCUGAAGAUCCUGAACAUGGAAGACGACCUGAAUUGGUACAAAGCAGAACUCUUUGGCAUGGAAGGAUUCGUCCCCAAAAACUACAUCAAGAUGAAACCUCACCCGUGGUACUCCGGCAAGAUUUCCAGGCAAGAUGCCGAAAAGGCUCUCUUAAAGCGGCAGUUCCGGGGAGCUUUUCUCAUCAGGGAGAGCGAGAGCAGUCCAGGGGAUUUCUCCAUUUCUGUGAACUACAGCGGUCAAGUGGUACACUUCAAAGUACUCAGAGAGAAAAAGGGAAAGUACCAUCUCUGGGACGAGAAGUUCAAUUCCCUUAAUGAACUAGUGGAUUUCUAUAGAACCAGCACCAUCGCCAAGAAAGGACUGCUGUUCCUCAGAGAUAAUGGAGAAAUGCAAGAGCCCAAGAAGCCAAAAUUUGUUCAAGCUCAGUUCAACUUCAAGGCCGAAAACCCGUCCCAGUUGAGUUUCUGCAGAGGGGAUGUCCUUGAAAUUCUGGAUUGUUCUGAUCCUAGCUGGUGGAGAGGAAAGAUAGGACUGAAAACAGGCGUCUUUCCCCGCAACUAUGUCUUCCCCCUCCGCGUGUGACUGGCCUUGCCCACAUUCCAAUUGGAAGAUCAUUUUGCAGCAGCCAAUCAAAAUCUCUCCAUGUGGAGACCAGAAGCUCCCUGGAACAUGAACUGAAUGGCUCUCCCAUUGGGACCGUUUUCCAGGAAGAGACAAAAUGGGAGUCCCUCUACCAUGACGACUGAUAUUCUAACGCAGACCUCUUCA
This is a messenger RNA of Elgaria multicarinata webbii, 840 nucleotides long. It is a transcript of the gene GRAP, whose product is annotated as GRB2 related adaptor protein. The transcript has 5 exons. Gene Ontology annotation, biological process: signal transduction; regulation of MAPK cascade. The record is from RefSeq and is a predicted model, not a curated record. The coding region runs from base 1 to 654 and encodes 217 amino acids. Gene Ontology annotation, cellular component: nucleoplasm; cytoplasm; plasma membrane. Lineage: Eukaryota; Metazoa; Chordata; Lepidosauria; Squamata; Anguidae. Gene Ontology annotation, molecular function: phosphotyrosine residue binding; epidermal growth factor receptor binding.